AUGGAUCUUCAGAGCGAUGCUUCCUUAGAGACAAUGGCAUUAUCUGCGCCAUCCUCAGGGGCUGCAACAGCAGGCCCAUUGUUGACACUACCACCACUACCACUACCACGAACACCAGUUGUGCUGAGGGGUUUCACAAAACAGAUUGCACAGGGAGUAGUGGAGGAAAAGUUUCUGUGUGAACAUUGUAAACUAAUAUUGAGGCAUCCCAUGCAGAGUAGGUGUGGCCACAGAUUUUGUCGGUCUUGCAGAGAUGAGUUAAUCAGCCAGAACCAGCCAAUCAGAUGUCAAGCAUGCCUCACAGAAGGAGCUACAGAAGAAGAGAGUUUGCUAGAGUUGGAAUCUAUGUUUGAUGACAAAGCUGCGAUAAGAGAAAUGAAAAAGAUUCCAGUGAAGUGCGUCAAUCAGGGAUGUCAAUGGAAGGGAACUUUUCUGGAUUACUCUACAACUCAUGAAUUUGGCUGUGAUAAGAAACUAGUGGAAUGCAGUCUGUGUGGUGUUCCUGUGUCCCAAGCCCGUAUAACACACCAUGAGACAAAACAGUGUCCGAAGCGUAACAUCAGCUGUCAACAUUGUAAGGAGCCUAUGGUUUCAGAACAGCUGGAGAAACAUCUUCAAGCCCAUUGUCCCAAUUUACCCAUAAAAUGUGACAAGUGUUCCAAGCAGAUUACAAGAUGUGAGUUAAAAACCCACAAAGAUGAGGAGUGUCCCUUUCGUAUUGUUGAGUGUCCUGUGCCAGACUGCAAUACCAAACUUCCUUUUGACCAGUUUCCUAACCAUUUGAUGAAGACACAACAAAGCACCCAGAAACAUCUGCUCUUCCUCUUUGAUAAGAUUGAGCAGCUAGAGAAAACCAUCAGCCAGAUGGAGGCUGAGGCUGCAGGAGCAGUAGGAGGUGCUUCUGGAGGGGCAGCCCAUGGAGCGGCACUCGGCCAAUUUGGAAGUUCAGCUACUGGUGGUGAUCUGGUCACUGGUGCUGAAGCCAGUGCAGUGGCAACAGACGCAGAUAGGCAGAAGCUGAAGCUGCACGAGGACCUCAUGGCUGUGCUGCAUGGAGAGAUCCUGAGGUGCAUUAAACAAGUGGAGUCCCUGGAUGCCCGGUUCAUGAGGGAGGACAGAUAUUUUAAAGAUGCAUACAGAAAAAUUGAAAAUUUAGAGAGAUCCAUUGCUGGCAUGGAGGACAAAUUGCAGGAUGUAAUAAGAAAACAAAAUGAAACAGAUUUGCGGAGACAACUAUCAGCAACAGGUGCUUUGUCAGAUCCCAAAGAGCAUGGGAUCUUGUCGGAGUCCCCUGACGGCACAGUCACCUGGAGGAUAGACAAGUUUACACAAGUCAGGCGUGCUGCUUGCAAUGGACUGCAAGCGUACAUCAGUUCUCCAGCGUUUUUUGCAGGGCCUUUUGGCUAUAAAAUGAAAAUUCGGUUCUAUGCUGAUGGGGACGGCACCGCCAAAGGCAAGGCCUUCUCAUUAUUCAUUCAACUACAGAGGGGUCCUUACGAUGACCUCUUACUCUGGCCUUUUACCGGAAAGAUUUACUUCAUGAUUCUAGACCUGAAAGACUUCAAAGAACACAAGCUGGUCAGCUUCAGUGCCUUACCUGACCAGCCAGCUUUUGAGAGACCCCAAGGGGAAAAUACUUCUUCAGGGUGCCUGGAGUUUGUCAACCUUAAGGAGUUUAGUGACAAUUUGGACAAAUAUCUUGUCAAUGAUACCAUUUUCAUCAAGGCUUAUGUGUCUUUGCCUGACGCCGUACAAUCUAGAUUGCAGAGUUUUGAUCUAAAGAAACUGAUUUCUGCUAGAAGAUAA
Candidula unifasciata is the source of this 1806-nucleotide messenger RNA. NCBI's taxonomy places the organism in Eukaryota, Metazoa, Mollusca, Gastropoda, Stylommatophora, Geomitridae. The record is from the annotation of a GenBank genome assembly.